GUUUUCAAAGCCGUGUAAUAAAGGCUUUUAUUUUAUCCUUAAGUAAAUUUCCUCUUGGUUUUCCAACUAUUUAUGUAGGGAUAUUGAAAGGAAAAGGUCGAGAAAACAAAAUCCAAAGUUAGAAAACGUUGCAGUUAAGUUAAAGCAAAGUUGCAACCGCGAACAUGGCAACAGAAACUGCCACUCAAGCGCCUAGUUCCUGGAGCGCAGGCGCGGACAGCUGUUUCCCCCACAGAAACCAUUAUCGCGAGUCUUAGGGAUAAACUUGUAAAGAAUGCCAGAACUAAGUUCUCGCGAGAGGUAGUUAGUUACUAUAGUUGCGGGUAACGCAAUUGUGGCUGCCUCAGAGACCAGAGAAGACCAGAGGGACUUUGCCCAAGUGCUGAUAUGGAGCAGGUGUCAUCAACAGGCAGACCCGUGCAGAUCACUGUGACAGAUGGAUAUGACUUGAAAGGUUUUAAAGGAGAUACUCCAGUUACUUUUAUUCGUGCAGAAUUCAGUCAAGUGGUUCUGGGAGACUCUGCAAAAGUUACGGUUUCUCCAGAAGGAACUGCAAAAUACAACUUCACUAGCAGCUUUGAGUUCAAUCCUGAAGGAGGAAUUACUUUGGAUGACCUCGCCCACAAACCUGUGUUCUUAACUAUGACUGAAGUUUUACCAAAGGAAAAGAAACAGAAAGAUGAGAAGACCUUAAUUCUUGGCCAAGCUGUGGUGGACCUUCUUCCUUUACUGGAAGGAGAAAGUUCAUUUGAAACAAUAAUCCCCUUGCACCCUGUGCCAGGCUCGCCUUUAGAAUCUCUUCGAUCAGGUGCUAAGCAGUGCAGUCUUGAAGUUAAAGUAUUUGUGGCAGAGCCCUUAUUGACCACAGCACAGAUUUUAGGAGGCAAUCUACUGAAGGUCACAUUGGAGGCUGCCUACUCUGUGCCUGAAUCUUUCAUUCCAGUAGGCCCUCUGCAGAAUUACAUGGUUGGUCUGCAAGUUCCAUCAGUUGGAGAGAAAGACUAUCCCAUUUUGUUCAAGAAUGGAACUCUGAAGAUUGGAGGGGAAAGAGAACCUGUUCCCCGGCCUAAAAAAUGGCCAAUUGCCAACAUUCUGGCUCCAGGAGCUAAUGACAUUCCUAAUGCUUUCAUUGUUGGUGGGCCCUAUGAGGAAGAAGAAGGAGAACUCAAUCACCCUGAGGACAGGGAAUUUAGGAACCAAGCAGAGUGCAUAAAGAAAAGGAUUACUUGGGACCUGGAAAGUCGCUGCUACCUUGAUCCUCCUGCAGUAGUCAGUUUUCAGAAGCGAAUUGUUGAUUGCCGCUUUUGGCCUGUAGAGAUCACAAGAGUUCCUCUGACUACUGUACCCAAAGGGAAAGCUGCAAAACUUGAUAAGACUGAUGAUGAAAGUCAGCUUUCAUUUCAUGGUGUGGCUUAUGUGAAUAUGGUCCCAUUGCUGUAUCCAGGUGUGAAGAGGAUUCGGGGAGCUUUUCAUGUUUACCCUUACCUAGACAGUACAGUCUAUGAAAAGACCAAAUGUUUAUUUAGCUUGUUCCGGGAUACUGGCCAUCAUUUGAUUCAGAAUAAUAAAAUAGGAGGAAUUAAUUCUCCAUUGUCUAAACUAGUUGUUUCAAAGAACCUGAAAGAAGAUAAAGCAGUCAAAGAAAAGGAUAUAGAAGGAAGGCCUAGGCCUGGGGAUAUGCAAGCACCUAGUAUAAAAUCUCAGAGCUCAGAUACUCCUUUGGAAUUUGAACCCUCUCUAAGCCACAAUCCAGAAGGACAGCAAUAUGUAGAAGCAGGCACGUACAUUGUGUUGGAGAUUCAGCUGGACAAAGCCUUGGUUCCAAAGCGAAUGCCAGAGGAGCUAGCCAGAAGGGUCAAGGAUAUGAUUCCGCCAAGGCCGCCUCUUACCCGUCGGACAGGAGGAGCUCAAAAGGCGGUGAGUGACUACCACAUGCAGAUCAAAAAUAUUUCUAGAGCCAUUCUGGAUGAGUAUCACAGGAUGUUUGGAAAACAGGUGGCCAAACUAGGGAGUGAUAUGGAUAGUGAAACCCUAGAGGAACAGAAGUGCCAGCUCAACUAUGAACUUAACUGCUCUGGAAAAUACUUUGCUUUCAAAGAACAACUCAAGCAUGCUGUAGUAAAGAUUGUGAGAGAGAAGUAUUUGAAGACAACAUCAUUUGAAAGCCAGGAGGAACUGCAGACAUUUAUUAGUGAGCUCUAUGUGUUCUUGGUGGAUCAGAUGCAUGUGGCCUUAAACCAGACCAUGCCAGAUGAUGUCCAACACACUCUUUCAACCAUUUAUACAAGCAAUGAACAGCUUCGACUCUUCGCAUUUGAAGCAGAAGUCAAUGAGAACUUUGAAAUGGCAGCAGUGUAUUAUGAAGAGAGGUUGGUCCGUGAGCCCCAGAACUUGGAACACUGGCUGGACUACGGUGCCUUCUGCCUCCUAACUGAGGACAACAUCAAAGCACAGGAGUGUUUUCGGAGAGCCCUUUCCCUCAACCAGAAUCAUAUCCACAGCCUGUUGCUGUGUGGUGUCCUGGCUGUCUUGAUGGAGAACUAUGAGCAGGCAGAAAUUUUCUUUGAGGAUGCUACUUGCUUGGAACCAACUAAUGUUGUAGCCUGGACUUUACUUGGUUUGUACUAUGAAAUUCAAAACAAUGAUAUUCGAAUGGAAAUGGCAUUUCAUGAAGCCUUCAAACAACUUCAGGCACGAAUGCUUCAGGCACAAGUAGCGAAGCAGAGGGGCACUGGUACUGUAGAGUACAUUGAAGAAGGAGGGAAAGUAGAAUCCAGUUUAGGCCCUUGGGGAAUCACUAAUGGUUCUGCAACAGCAAUGACGGUGGAAGCGGCAGCAGGACCAAGAGAUCCAUCAUACAUUCUAGAUGACUUUCUUGAAGAAUCCUCCAAACUGCAGUCUGAUUCACGAGAAAACAUUUUGUCCCUACAAUAUCAAGAUCCAACUAUCAGCCAAAAACCAUCCAAUAUACUUCUCAAAGACAUACCAGCAAAGAAAGAAACAUCAAAAUGUCAAGAUUCAUCAACCUUUUUGCACCCCAGCCCUUAUGGUGUUUCCCAAACUCCUGCCACCAUCUUCAUGGAGACCAUACGCUUCUUGAUGAAGGUCAAUGCUGUGCAGUAUGUGCACAGAGUGCUUGCACAUGAGCUGUUAUGCCCUCAGGGAGGCCCCAGCUGUGAGUAUUACUUGGUGCUGGCCCAGACACACCUUCUCAAGAAGGACUUUGCCAAGGCAGAGGAAUACCUUCAACAAGCAGCCCAGAUGGACUACCUGAACCCUAAUGUCUGGGGCAUGAAGGGCCAUCUCUAUUUUCUAAGUGGAAAUCAUGCUGAGGCCAAGGCAUGCUAUGAGCGAACCAUUAGUUUUGUAGUGGAUGCUUCUGAGAUGCACUUCAUCUUCCUGCGACUGGGACACAUCUAUCUGGAAGAGAAAGAGCUGGAGGAGCUCACGGAAGCUGAAGAUGCUCUCUCUGAAGCCAAUGCAUUGAACAACCACAAUGCUGAAGUAUGGGCAUAUUUGGCUCUGGUCAGCCUAAAAGCUGGACGGGAACUGGAAGCUGAGCAGGCCUACAAGUACACAAUGAAGCUGAAAUUGAAAGAUGAGACUCUACUUGCAGAGAUCCACAUGGUACAGGAGGCAGUUGGCUUUGGAAAUCCAUCUUUCUGACAUCCUUCCAGCUGAAGACUAUUCUGUAUGGGACUCUGAGCUUCUUUCCUUCCCAGAGAAAUUAAACCCUGGAUAUUUCAUCACAUGAGGCCUGGGAAUGGACAACACCAUGAACAGAAACUCGUUCAUUUAUUUCCAUGGGCUAUCUUACUGGAUAGCCCUUCCUGGGAUGUUUUACAAAUGACAGUAAACUAGAUGACAAUAAAAAAUGGAAGAGAUUAAAAAUUCA
This is a messenger RNA of Felis catus (domestic cat), 3895 nucleotides long. RefSeq names its product cilia and flagella associated protein 70 (gene CFAP70). NCBI's taxonomy places the organism in Eukaryota, Metazoa, Chordata, Mammalia, Carnivora, Felidae. The record is from RefSeq and is a predicted model, not a curated record. The coding region runs from base 388 to 3666 and encodes 1092 amino acids. Gene Ontology annotation, biological process: cilium assembly; cilium movement. Gene Ontology annotation, molecular function: protein binding. The transcript has 27 exons. Gene Ontology annotation, cellular component: extracellular exosome; motile cilium.